UCUGUUAUAAACGAAAGCAAUCAGUUUCAGCAACUACGUACUGCACAUAAACCCUCAAGAUCAGUAAUACAAGAACGAACACUAAUGAAAACCAUUUAAUGAAAUUAAUGCUAGAGAACACUAAGAUGUUGUUAGUAGAGACCAAAAGAAAACACGCCUAUUCAAGAACAAAUUCAACGCCUAAUUGUAAGUAAAGAUGUUGAAGUUGUAUGAUGAUUUUCAAGAACAAAUCAAAGCCAAAUCACAAGUAAAGUGUGAUGAUACGGUCAAUAGAACAAGCUGAUCAAUCAAGUAAAACCCCAUCAUCUUUAUUUAUUUAUUUGCUAAUAUCAUAAAAUAUAGCAAAUGAGGAGAAUAUGCUUGAAGAGGAAGAGAGUUCCAAGGCCUUUUGUCUUCAUCUAACUGUUUAACUGCAUCCUAGAUUCAAAAUUCAUAUGCGUAACAGUGCUUUUCUCUACUUAUAAAUAUGAGCCUCGCUUCACCAUUUCCUCUUCAUUCCAUAUCUUAACACAUUCUUCCUAGAAACAAAUACUUAUUCAAUAUUAAAGAUGAAUAGACUAACCUUGAAAUAUCUUUCCCUCAACUUUCUCCUCUUAGUCUCCUUACUCUCUUCGAGAUUUGGAACUUGUGACGCUAGGCAGAGUGUAUACUGGAAAGGAAACCGCAGGUCUAUCGCCGAAGGGGAAAGUUCCGCAACAAUCAAUGUGCUUGACCAUGGCGCAAAAGGUGAUGGGACAAGUGAUGACACAAAGGCUUUCGAAGAUGCUUGGGAGGAAGCUUGUAAGGUGGCAGCGUCAACAUUAUUAAUUCCAUCUGAUUCUACGUUCCUUGUUGGACCUGUUUCCUUCCUGGGAAAAGGAUGUAAAGAGAACAUCGUGUUUCAGCUAGAUGGAAAGAUCAUAGCUCCAACGAGUUCAAGUGCAUGGGGUUCAGGUCUCUUGCAAUGGAUAGAAUUCAAAUCACUUACAGGAAUCACUAUAAAAGGAAAAGGAAUUAUUGAUGGACGAGGCUCAGUAUGGUGGAACAAGUCACCUGACUAUGAUCCAGCUGAUGAGUCAGAGUCAACAACUACGAACGACAUGGUGAAAGAACAACUGGGUACAAAAAUGCCAAAGACUAAACCAACAGCUUUGAGGUUCUACGGGAGUAAUGGUGUAACAGUCAAUGGAAUAACCAUACAAAACAGCCCUCAAACCCACCUCAAGUUUGAUAAUUGCAUGAGCAUUCAAGUGUCUGAUUUUACAACUUCAUCCCCCGGAGAUUCCCCCAACACAGAUGGAAUCCACCUGCAAAACUCUCAAGAUGCCGUUAUUUACCGCAGCACGCUGGCUUGUGGAGAUGAUUGUAUAUCAAUUCAAACUGGAUGCUCUAAUAUCUACAUACAUGAUGUUGACUGUGGGCCUGGCCAUGGAAUUAGCAUCGGAGGACUGGGAAAGGACAAUACAAAAGCGUGUGUUUCAAACAUUACUGUCCGUGAUGUCACGAUGCAUGAAACUACGAAUGGAGUUCGAAUAAAAUCCUGGCAGGGAGGGUCAGGGUCUGUAAAACAAGUUAUGUUUUCAAAUAUUCAAGUCAGCAACGUAGCCAAUCCGAUAAUAAUAGAUCAAUACUAUUGCGAUGGUGGAGGAUGCCACAACGAAACUUCCGCAGUGGCUGUAUCAAACAUAAACUACAUAAACAUAAAGGGUACCUACACAAAGCAACCUAUACGCUUCGCCUGCAGUGAUAGCUUGCCAUGCACAGGAAUCUCACUUUCGACCAUAGAGCUUAAGCCAGCCACAGAAAAAGCAAGCUCAUUUGAUCCUUUCUGCUGGGAAGCACACGGUGAACUGAAAACACAAACUAUACCACCAAUACAAUGUUUGAAAACAGAAAAGUCACCAGAAGCUGCAAGUCAGUCUAAUAAUGAUGCUUGCUAAUACUAGAGCAAGAAAUUAUGUAAAAAUGUUAAGAUAGGCUAAAACAUCAUAGAAUUAUACGAAUAAAGAAGGUUGAUUCCCCUUGCUUUGUCUUAUACUAGUUUGUAUAAAUCAUUUGCAAAUGAAAUGUAACAUAUUGCAUGUCAAUGUAUUGCAUUCUGUUAUAGACUACUGGUAUUGAAUUGGUCAUAAGUCAAAACAAGAGGUCCCAACCCAUAGCUUAGGAAAGAUUUUAUCUGUGAAUCAACAAUCUAACAGUUAUGACUUCAUGGACCAGUUAUGAUAGAACAUAUUACAAGCAAUAUAAUUCUUUAUAGUCCAUAGAUCUGAGGGAUGCAAAGUAAAUGUACCAAAUGAGAGGUAAACAAUGUAUCAAAAGUCUAAUUACCAAUAAUUCCAACACAAGUAAACAACUAAUGCAUUUUACUUAUAAAGGUAAACCACGACAUGGUUCUAAACGCAGUUUCAAAGCUCAAGCUAAUAGGCCAACAU
Camelina sativa (false flax) is the source of this 2411-nucleotide messenger RNA. Its product is annotated as polygalacturonase At1g48100-like. The record is from RefSeq and is a predicted model, not a curated record. Gene Ontology annotation, molecular function: polygalacturonase activity. NCBI's taxonomy places the organism in Eukaryota, Viridiplantae, Streptophyta, Magnoliopsida, Brassicales, Brassicaceae. Gene Ontology annotation, biological process: carbohydrate metabolic process.